ACAGGCCUACGUAUCUUGUGUCUUCUGUGUUUUUGCGGGACUUUUGUAGGCAGUUCAAUUAGUUCCAUUUGAAAAAGCCUUUGCUCUCGUGGAAGUGCACAGAUCUGGACGUUCAGUAUGUUAGAUCAGUUUUGCAAGGAGAUGAACGAACGCUUAGAUCUACUGAGGGACAGCGCAGAACUCCUGAACUUGAACUACAGUGAUAAAGGUAUGGUGAAGCUCGCGACAGAAAAAGCGGCUGCUGUCCUUGCUUUGGCAGAAAAAACUCGCGAUCAAAUGCAACAGCUGGAAGUGCUGAAGAGCAAAGAACAAGAAUUAACCGAGCGGUCGCUAGCACUUUUCCAACUUGCAGCAAGUUUAAGUUUCAACAUGAUUGUCAACAUGCCUCCGGCGCCUGCACCUGUUGCACUGCCACCACCAUCACUUCCACAACCACAGAAGGCACCAGAAGCUGUGAUUCGGCGAAAUGGCACUGCAGUCAGCUACAUCGCCGGCAUCACGACGGAGGAGUUCGACGCUAUCCCGAAGUACAUGAGAGGAUCGAGCAAAAUGACCAAGAGCGCCAUCGACAAGUUCAUUGCGGAUUUCAACAAGGCGGUCGCCGCGAAAUACAGCUUGCUGACUAUGCCCAAAAACGAAAUGAAGCCAUGUGACAAAACCAAAUGCCAGGAAUAUCGUCGCCAAGAGACUCCGGAGACGAAAGGAAAGACGUUCGUUACAGAGCAGGACAUGCUGGGACCACCGAUGGGGAAGAAGCUCCAGGACUUCUCAGUCGUGUUGCGACAUUUGGGCCGAACUCGUGAGGUACGCGGCAAAGGACUGGUUAGGUAUGUGGUGGUUUGAGAGCAUGAUGCUCGAUCACUUGGAUUUUUUUUUUUAUUGGUAAGAAUGUUUUUAAUAAAGCAAUUACAAUCUUGUG
Messenger RNA from Ornithodoros turicata, 919 nucleotides. RefSeq names its product spindle and kinetochore-associated protein 1-like. NCBI's taxonomy places the organism in Eukaryota, Metazoa, Arthropoda, Arachnida, Ixodida, Argasidae. The transcript has a single exon. The coding region runs from base 118 to 843 and encodes 241 amino acids. The record is from RefSeq and is a predicted model, not a curated record. Gene Ontology annotation, molecular function: microtubule binding. Gene Ontology annotation, biological process: chromosome segregation; mitotic cell cycle; cell division. Gene Ontology annotation, cellular component: outer kinetochore; spindle microtubule; mitotic spindle.